Molecule: messenger RNA, 3715 nt
Organism: Onychostoma macrolepis
Lineage: Eukaryota; Metazoa; Chordata; Actinopteri; Cypriniformes; Cyprinidae
Gene: nlgn2a
Product: neuroligin 2a
Exons: 10
Coding region: 1229-3715 (828 amino acids)
Biological process (GO): synaptic vesicle endocytosis; presynaptic membrane assembly; chemical synaptic transmission
Cellular component (GO): postsynaptic specialization membrane; synapse; cell surface
Molecular function (GO): signaling receptor activity; neurexin family protein binding
Source: RefSeq, a predicted model, not a curated record
AGCACGCCGUUAUACGCCGGGGUCUGUUAGUGCCGUGUCCAGCAGAGCUGUAUCACACAGGAAUGCAGGGAUGCUGAGAGGCCGGCGCGUGGAAUGCGCGCGUUGUCACAGCGACAGAGCAGCUUGGAUACAGAGCGUCACAGAGCGCGUGAACGCGCAAAAGAGAGAGAGUGAGAGAUGGGCAAUCAAAAACCUCACAGCAUCUCUCCCAUCGCAAAUGCUCCCCGAAUCACGGGGAAACGACAGCGGAGCCGGUGAGCACCACGACCGCCUUCAGUAGCUGGAGUCAGACGCUCGAGAUGCCGAUAGAUUAAACACGAGACUUCGCUGCUAAAGUCAGCGCAUUACGUCGGCGUUUGUUCCCGGAAAACCGAAAUAAAUCACCUCAAAUACGUUUAAACGGAAAGAGAGUGUUGGUUAGACUCAUAGAGGGGAAAAACGGGUCAUAGAAGUGAAUUCGUGUUUGUUGUUUCGUUUUUCCCCCAUAUGGGCUAUAAUGGGAGAAGCCGGCGGUCGUUUCCAAACAAGCUUUUCUACAGACAAAUCCAACUAGACUUCAUUUAGACGUUGUGUCGAUCGAGCUGCGCGCGUGAACAAUUUUUCACUUUUGAAAUCGUUUCCUCUGAAUCUGUCCUAUGUCUGGGUGUUGUCGGGAGAAACCGUGAAACAUUUCCUGCUGUUCUCGGACAACGGAGAAUCUUUUGGUUUAUUCCGAGCUCAAGCUGAUGGAAUUGCGCUGAGCAACGCUUGAGAAAACGAGGAAAUACCCACAGAGCUCCAAUAUACAGACCUCUGAUUUCUGCCUGCGGCUCAAUCCCAGCCCUCCUCAGCCUGGCUCCUAAAAAGCUCAGAUGAGUUCUAGAGAGGUGCCUUCCUCCCCUUCAACUCUGCAAGGAUCAGCAAUCAUCUGCGUGACCUCUUUAACUGACCCCAUGAGGACGGCUGAGGGAGAUGGAACGUAACAGACUUUUCUUCUUUACUCUCUACUGCAUUUCCACGAUAACGCACCAGGGCUGAGCACAACCUCAGCCCCUCGUCCACCCCAACCCUUCCACAGUCCCCCCAUUCCUGUCCUCCCUCUUGCUCCCUGAAAGACUAAAACAAACCAGCAGGACCACUUUUUCUUGUUCUGUUAUAAUAGUUUAACUUUCCUUUGCCCUUCACCCGUGACAAAGCAAAGCGGAAGUCAAUAAACCGGCGAAGCGAAGAAGGAAAAAACAAGACAGUCAUGUAUCUGCCUCAUGCCUGCAAACGCUAUUUGGGCCAUGCCCGCAAUUCGGAGGCCACCCACGCAAUUACUGUCCUCUGGUUGGCACUGUGGAUCACCUUGGCAUCGUGUCAGCGCAUUGAUCCCGGCUCCAAAUAUCCCACUGUCACCACAAACUACGGCAAGUUGCGCGGGAUUAAAAAAGAGCUUAACAAUGAGAUUCUGGGUCCUGUUGAACAGUACCUUGGCGUCCCCUAUGCCACAGCACCAAUCGGAGACCGUCGUUUUCAGCCACCGGAAGCUCCUGGGUCUUGGCAGGAAGUGCGGAACGCUACACAGUUUGCCCCUGUUUGCCCGCAGAACGUGCAUGGUGUUUUACCUGAGAUCAUGCUGCCUGUGUGGUUUACCGACAACUUGGACGUGGCUGCCACCUACAUUCAGAAUCAGAGCGAAGACUGUCUCUACCUCAACGUCUAUGUGCCCACAGAGGAUGGUCCACUCACAAAAAAACACGAUGAAUCAACACUGAACCGGCCACGAGAUGAAGACAUCCGUGACCGCAGGAAGAAACCAGUCAUGCUGUUCAUUCACGGUGGCUCUUACAUGGAAGGAACCGGAAACAUGUUUGACGCCAGUGUGCUUGCGGCAUAUGGGAACGUCAUUGUAGUCACCAUGAACUAUAGGCUGGGAGUUCUGGGUUUUCUUAGCACAGGAGAUCAGUCUGCUAAAGGGAACUAUGGCCUGUUGGAUCAAAUCCAGGCCUUGCGUUGGCUGAAUGAGAAUAUUGGACACUUCGGUGGCGAUCCUGAACGGAUCACUAUCUUUGGAUCUGGGGCUGGAGCAUCUUGUGUCAACCUACUCAUCCUGUCCCACCACUCUGAGGGCCUGUUUCAGAGAGCCAUUGCUCAGAGUGGUUCAGCCAUCUCCAGCUGGUCCAUUAGCUACCAGCCCUUGAAGUACACUAAGAUUCUGGCCCGUAAAGUGGGAUGCACAUAUGGGGAGACCGCAGACCUGGUGGACUGUCUCCGCAGGAAAAAUUUCAGAGAGUUGGUGGAUCAGGACAUCCAGCCGGCCCGCUACCACAUUGCAUUUGGACCUGUGAUGGACGGAGACGUUGUGCCAGAUGACCCCGAGAUCCUGAUGCAGCAGGGGGAGUUCUUGAACUACGACCUUCUGAUUGGUGUAAAUCAAGGAGAGGGGCUGAAGUUUGUGGAUGAGGGGGGCACUGAGAGUGAAGAGGGCAUUUCAGCUGCAGCUUUUGACUACACCAUCUCCAACUUUGUGGAUAACCUCUAUGGAUAUCCUAAAGGUAAAGACAUCUUGAGGGAGACUAUUAAGUUCAUGUACACAGACUGGGCAGACCGAGACAAUGGGGAAAUGCGGCGCAAGACUCUCCUGGCAUUAUUCACUGAUCACCAGUGGGUGGCGCCAGCCGUCGCUACUGCCAAGCUCCACGCGGAGUACCAGUCUCCCGUGUACUUCUACACCUUCUAUCACCACUGCCAAACAGAGACUCGGCCCGAAUGGGCAGACGCUGCACACGGGGAUGAGAUACCAUAUGUGUUUGGUGUGCCCAUGAUCGGAGCGACAGACCUCUUCCCUUGCAACUUUUCCAAAAAUGAUGUUAUGCUUAGCGCUGUGGUGAUGACAUACUGGACCAACUUUGCCAAGACCGGGGAUCCCAACUUGCCUGUUCCUCAGGACACCAAGUUCAUCCACACCAAGCCCAACCGCUUUGAGGAAGUGAUCUGGACCAAGUUCAACUCCAAAGACAAGCAGUAUCUCCACAUUGGCCUGAAGCCGCGCAUCCGGGACAACUACCGAGCAAAUAAGGUUGCCUUCUGGCUGGAACUGGUUCCUCACCUCCACAACCUUCACGAGGAGGUCUUCAGCACCGCCACAACCCGGCUGCCUCCAGGAACCGCCCGUACCCCACACUGGAAGGGUCAGGGACCCCGAACGACACGCCAUCCCAUCCCAACCUUCCCUUCAGAACCGGACCCAGACAGCUCAGAGCCCCCUCGAUUCCCUCCCUUCCCAAGCGACACCCGGGACUACUCUACAGAACUGAGCGUGACGGUAGCUGUCGGCGCAUCGCUCCUCUUCCUCAACAUCCUUGCCUUCGCCGCACUUUACUACAAACGCGACAAACGGCACGAGGUGCGACGGCACCGCUUGUCCCCGCAGCGAGGCGUACCUGCUAAUGACUUAGCACACAGCCAAGAGGAAGAGAUCAUGUCCCUGCAAAUGAAGCACUCGGAGCACGACGCCCACCACGACAUGGAGCCGUUGCGACCGCAUGAUAUUUUACGCCCCGCAUGCCCACCCGACUACACACUGGCACUGAGGCGGGCGCCCGACGAUGUUCCGCUCAUGACCGCCAAUACUAUCACCAUGAUUCCCAGCACCAUUACUGGCAUGCAACCCCUCCAUGCCUUCAACACCUUCCCUACAACCACCGGCCACAACAACACCUUACCCCACCCUCACUCCACCACCCGUGUAUAG